Molecule: messenger RNA, 1269 nt
Organism: Helobdella robusta
Lineage: Eukaryota; Metazoa; Annelida; Clitellata; Rhynchobdellida; Glossiphoniidae
Exons: 2
Biological process (GO): protein sumoylation; regulation of transcription by RNA polymerase II
Molecular function (GO): transcription coregulator activity; SUMO ligase activity; zinc ion binding
Source: RefSeq, a predicted model, not a curated record
GAAAAGUUGAAAAAGUUAGUAAAAGAUCUACGGCACAACGAUUUAAAAUUAAUUCUAAACUUCGCCAAGAGAAAUAGUUCUGGCAGGAAGCAGGAGUUGUUGGAGAGACUUAACGACGUCAUCGACUGUGGCUGUCCUGUAUCUUUGGCUGUAAAAAUCAAUGAAAUGAGUAAAAAGAGAAAUGCGUUGAAUGCGAACAGCAAACUCUCAUCAGUAGCAUCAGCCCGAGACAGAGGAGGUACCACCAUCAGCCAUACCUUCACACACGCUACCGAAUUAGAAAAGUCAAAAAAAACUAACGAAGCCGACAAAGAUAAUAAUAAUUCAGUUAAUAGCAGCAGCAGUAAUGAAAACAGUAGCUCGUCCAGUGGUUCUCUUGAUAUUCCUUUCUAUCCAGACGUUAGGUUCAGACAUUUGCCAUUUUAUGAUUUUUGUGAUGAUCUGUUGAAGCCAAUUGGUAUGAAAGAUAAAAAUCUUGGAAGCAAAAAUAAUCCAAAGUUUGCCAAGUAUGAAUUUUUCUUGACACCUCAACAGGCCAAAAAGAUAAAAGAUUCUCAAAUAAUGAUUGAUGAGUGCAUGAUUGAAUAUGGAGUCCAGGUUUUACUGAGGUAUUGCUUGUUGGAAACAACAGCUGAACAAGAUGACAACCUACCACCAAAGUUAUGUGUUCAUGUCAACACCAAGUUGAUCACUCUGCCUAACUUCAUCACGCCUAGUCAUAUGGGGAUUGAACCAAAACGUCCAAACAGACCAUUGGACAUCACUCAUGCCUGUGAGUUGAACCCACUGAAGCCAAACUUUGUGAGCAUGACAUGGGUAUCAGACCCAGUGCAUAAUCAUUGUUUUGGUAUAACACUCUGUAAGAAGCUCAACUGCACGACUCUGUUGAACAGGUUGAAGCAGAAUUGCAGUCGUCAUCCUGAUCUGACGAGGGCACUCAUCAAAGAAAAACUGGCUGUCAAUAUAGAUAAUGAAAUUUCAUUCACUUGUUUGAAGAUUUCACUCAUUUGCCCUUUAGGCAAGACACGUUUGGUGCUUCCAUGUAGAUCUAGCAAUUGUAGUCAUUUGCAGUGUUUUGAUGCAUCAACCUACUUGCAGAUGAAUGAUAAAAAACCGACAUGGGUCUGUCCAAUUUGUGACAAACUAGCAAGAUACGAUUCGUUGAUAAUUGAUGGAUUGUUCAUUGAAAUUCUACAGAAAGUUAAAGAUACAAAUGAGAUUCAGUUCUUAGAAGAUGGUAAUUGGAAGCCUAUUGUGAAGAAGCAGCAA